This is a messenger RNA of Solanum dulcamara, 1482 nucleotides long. RefSeq names its product transcription factor MYB53-like. The transcript has 3 exons. Bases 85 to 1119 code for a protein of 344 amino acids. The record is from RefSeq and is a predicted model, not a curated record. NCBI's taxonomy places the organism in Eukaryota, Viridiplantae, Streptophyta, Magnoliopsida, Solanales, Solanaceae.
AGGACUUGAAGGAGGCAGCUAACAAUUAGCCAAAUCAGACAGAAUUAUAUUUUUAACUAUUAAUUAAUUAAAGUGAGAGAGAAAAUGGGAAGGCCUCCUUUUAGUGAUGAGAGUGGUCUAAAGAAAGGUCCAUGGACUCCAGAAGAAGACCAAAAACUCACCAAUCAUAUCAACAAACAUGGCCAUGGUAGCUGGAGAGCCCUCCCUAAACUUGCAGGUCUUAAUAGAUGUGGAAAGAGUUGCAGAUUGAGAUGGAGUAAUUAUCUUAGGCCAGAUAUUAAAAGAGGCAAAUUUUCUCAAGAAGAGGAACAAACAAUUCUCAAUCUCCAUGCUGUCCUGGGAAACAAGUGGUCAGCAAUUGCAACACAUUUAUCCGGACGAACUGACAACGAAAUCAAGAAUUUUUGGAACACUCAUUUGAAGAAGAAGCUAAUACAAAUGGGAUAUGAUCCAAUGACUCAUAGACCUAGAACUGAUAUCUUUAAUAGCUUGCAACAUCUCAUAGCUUUGGCAAAUUUGAAGGAACUAAUUGAAAAUCACUCAUGGGAAGAACAAGCUAUGAGACUUCAUUACUUGCAAAAUCUACUACAACAACCUCACAACAAUAUAAGUACUUUAAGUGCUAUCCAAAAUGCAGAAGCUUACAAUUUUUUAAAUUCUUUAAAAGAUAGCCAAUUCUUAAGCACUAAUAAUAAUUUGGGAAAUCACAUAGUUCAUCAAAUUCCUUUAAAUCUUGAUCAACCUAUUCAAGAUUCAACCCCUUUCUCCCAUUUGCCUGAAUUACACACCCCUAGUAGUUUCCAAACUUCUUUAUACAAAGAUAAGAUUCGACCUCAAGACACUGAAUUUACGAUUAUGAGACAAGGAGAAACUUCACCGACUUCUCCGUGGCUCCCUUCUUUAUCUCCUCCACCUUCUCUAGUCAUAAAUGAUCAAAGAAGUAAAGAAAAUUCAUUAGAAGUGGUGAUUUCGCCUUGCUUGUCAGAACAGGGAAAACAUCCAAAUUAUCUUUCUCAACCAGAUAGCGAGCAGUCACUCAACAAUAUUGAAGAAGCUCCACCUUCUAUAUGGUCUGACCUACUUGAAGACUCUUUUUUCCAAGAUAUUGACAAGCUUUAAAAUAGUAAUACAUGACAAAUAGAUCGAUUGGAGUUUCAAUUUUUUUCCCCAGAUAACGAACGAUCACUCAACAAUAUAUGAAGGAGUUUUACCCUGUCUCUGGCCUAACCUUCUACUUGAAAAAUAAUUUUUCCAGGAUGUUGCAAAGUUUUAUAAGAAUAAUAUAUGUGUUGUAUAAGUUGCUUUGGAGUUAUAACAUUCACAAAACUUUUCUUUUUUUUCAUUUUUCUCCUUAAUUUUAAUUACUAAUUUGCCUUUCUUUUAUUUUCAUAGAUAGUUAUAUACAUUUUCCAUUAGUAUGGUGAGUCAAUGAAUAAAAGCACAACUGAUUAAAGAUUAGUGUAUAAGUUCUGUAAUUUUCAA